AUGGGACCCACUUAUCCAACGCUUUUCCACACAAACUUUGAAAUAUAUCAUCAGUUCAUUCGGUGCAAGCAUGGCAAAAGAGAAGCAACUUUGAAAACCUCAAUGGCUGCUGCAACUUACUAUAUACUGCCAAGUCCAAAAACUCUCUCACCCCUCUUCAGAAACCCUCCUUCCAUUAUUCCUUCCAGCAAUGUUUCACUGUUGGGUUCAUUAGACUAUUCAUUCUAUUGUUCCACAAGGAGAGGGAACGUUGAGGCCAAUGCCAAAAAGAAAAACCCUUGGUUGGACCCUUUUGAUGAUGGGGAGGACCCUGACAUGGAGUAUGGAUCAUUGUUUACAGAUGGGAAGCAGGAGGAGGAUCUUAGGCCACCUGAUGAUCCUGACAACCCAUAUGGAUUCCUGAAGUUCCCAUCUGGAUAUUCAGUGGAGAUAGCCUCUUUGGCAUUGAAAGUGAGAGGGGAUGUGAGGAGAUGCUGCUGCGUAAUCUCUGGUGGUGUUUAUGAGAACCUCUUGUUCUUUCCGGCUAUUCAGAUGAUCAAGGAUAAGUAUCCUGGUGUUCAGAUUGACGUGGUGGCGUCAGAGAGGGGCAAGCAGACCUACGAAUUGAAUAAGAAUGUGAGGUGGGCAAAUGCCUAUGACCCUGAUGAUGACUUUCCAGAGCCUGCUGAGUAUACUGAUAUGGUUGGAGUGCUAAAGAAUAGGUAUUAUGACAUGGUCUUAAGCACCAAAUUGGCAGGCCUAGGACAUGCAGUUUUUUUGUUUAUGACAACUGCCCGAGAUAGAGUUAGUUAUGUCUACCCAAAUGUGAAUGCUGCUGGAGCUGGAUUGCUUCUAUCCGAAACAUUCGUAGCCGAUAAUUUAAAUCUCUCAGAUGGAGGAUAUCAUAUGUAUCAUCAGAUGGUUGACUGGCUGGGAAGACCAUUUAGAAACGUUCCAAGUCAGCCAGUGCCACCACUUAAGGUAUCAAUCUCAAGGAAGCUGAAGGAGGUUGUGGAAGCAAAAUACGAAAAAGCAGGUGUAAAAAAGGGACAAUUUGUUGUAAUUCAUGGGAUAAAAUCAGAUUCAAAGGCUUCCAUGCAGUCUAGGGGUGAUCCAGAUAGCUUGCUACCCAUUGAAGUGUGGGCUGAAAUUGCUGAUGCUGUAAGGGAUUUUACGCCGCUUUUUGUCAUUCCACAUGAAAAGGAAAGGGAAAAUGUGGAGGAAAUAUAUGAUGAAGAAGCCUCUAUAGUCUUCAUCACCACCCCUGGCCAGUUGGCUGCUCUUAUUAAUGACUCAGCUGGAGUGAUAGCUACAAAUACAGCUGCCGUUCAGCUUGCAAAUGCACGCGAGAAGCCUUGUAUUGCACUAUUUUCCUCUGAAGAUAAGGGAAAGAAGUUUGUCCCGCAGGAUGAAGAGAAUAAAUGCAUUGAAAUAUCAUCCAAGACAGGAAAGUUGAUAGAUAUUGAUGUUGAGGCAGUAAAAAAAGCGGUUCAAACAUUCAAUUUGUCCCCAGCUUUAGUAUAGUGGAAGAGGGGAAAAAGGUAGUGUUCUGGACUUCCGGUUAAGUGAUUAUGUUAUCUGAUUUUUGUUUUUAAAUUACUACAGACAAAUGUAUAUCAACAAACUUAUGGUUCAGUUCAUGUUCUGAAUGAGAAAAAAGGAACGAAAACGCAAAAAUUGUAAAAAUAAGGGUGGAGAUAACAGUGAAAGACAAAAAAAAAAGUA
Molecule: messenger RNA, 1704 nt
Organism: Cajanus cajan (pigeon pea)
Lineage: Eukaryota; Viridiplantae; Streptophyta; Magnoliopsida; Fabales; Fabaceae
Gene: PNSB1
Product: NDH-dependent cyclic electron flow 1
Biological process (GO): photosynthetic electron transport in photosystem I
Cellular component (GO): NAD(P)H dehydrogenase complex (plastoquinone); chloroplast
Molecular function (GO): glycosyltransferase activity
Source: RefSeq, a predicted model, not a curated record